UAACACACACACUAGCUUGUUAGAAGAAACCAAUGGAGUUAUCUUCAGUUGCUGCAGCAAUGGCGUUUCGCCAUUCACCGAUUCCUUCGCUCUCAGUUUCAAUUUGCUCUUGCUCUUCUGCAUCAUCGUCGUCGUCAACAGCUGAGAAAAAAACCCUCAAACUUGGAAACUCCAAACCCUUCUCCUCCGCAAGAAAAUCUGCCACACUUGAACUUCAACGUGCUUCCGAUUUAGCCUCCGCUCUCGCAAGGUCAACUUCAUUUCUUCAUCUUCCUCCAACGUUCUCCACUAUGCUAACAGCUAUAACUGCAAUUUCAAUUCUUAUCAGGGUAGGAGACGUUUUGACAGUUAAGGAUCUCAAUGCCGCUUUGCACUGCUUCGGCAAUUCCAACGAUUUCAACCAUAUCUCUCAGCUGUUUAUAUGGAUGCAAGAGAAUAAUAAGCUUGACGUGUCGUCUUAUUCGCAUUAUGUAAGGUUCAUGGCGAAUAAACUUGAUGCUGCUGCCAUGCUGAAACUGUAUGACAGCAUUCAAGUUGAAUCAGCCAAGGACAAUGUCUAUGUAUGUAAUUCUGUUCUCAGAUGUAUAACCAGGAAAGGCAAGUUCGAUGCUGCCAUGAAACUCUUUCAGCAGAUGAAGGAAGAUGGUCUUGUCCCGGAUGUUGUUACUUAUAGCACGCUUCUUGCAGGUUGCACUAAAGUAAAAGAUGGAUAUCCUAAGGCACUAGAGCUGAUUCAAGAAUUGAAAUUAAAUAAACUGAGGAUGGAUAAUGUAAUUUAUGGGGGAAUUCUGGCAGUGUGUGCUUCUAAUAGUAAAUGGGAAGAAGCAGAACACUAUUUUAACCAGAUGAAGGAUGAAGGUCAUUCACCAAAUGUUUAUCACUAUAGCUCUUUGCUCAAUGCUUAUUCAGCAUGUGGAGACAACGAAAAAGCUGAUAUGUUGAUUCAAAAUAUGAAAUCUGAAGGGUUAGUACCAAACAAGGUCAUUUUGACAACCUUACUGAAGGUAUAUGUUAAAGGAGGCUUGUUUGAGAAGUCAAGAGAAUUGUUAGCUGAGUUGGAAUCUUUGGGCUAUGCUGAAGAUGAGAUGCCUUACUGUGUAUUGAUGGAUGGCCUAGCUAGGGCCGGACAUAUGGAUGAAGCCAAAAUAGUUUUUGAUGAAAUGAUGAAGAAACAGGUCAGGUCUGAUGGCUAUGCUCACAGCAUCAUGAUAUCAGCACUUUGCCGAGCCAAGCUUUUUCGAGAGGCAAAACAGUUGGCCAAGGAUUUUGGAACUACCUUAAACAAAUAUGAUUUAGUUAUAUUAAAUUCAAUGCUCUGUGCUUUCUGCAGAGCAGGUGAAAUGGAAAGUGUGAUGGAAACUCUAAGAAAGAUGGAUGAAUUGGCAAUCAGUCCUGAUUACAAUACCUUCCAUAUUCUAAUCAAAUAUUUUUGUAGGGAAAAAAUGUAUCUAUUAGCUUAUCGAACCAUGGAGGACAUGCAUAGUAAAGGCUAUCAACCAGUGGAGGAACUCUGUUCCUCUUUAAUAGACCACCUUGGUCAGGUAAAUGCUUAUACGGAAGCAUUUUCUGUCUAUAAUAUGUUGAAAUAUAGCAAAAGAACAAUGUGCAAGGCACUUCAUGAGAAGAUUCUGCACAUUCUCCUAGCAGGGAAGCUUUUGAAAGAUGCAUAUGUAGUAGUCAAGGAUAAUGCAAAAUCUAUUUCUCGUCCUGCCACCAAAAAAUUUGCCAGUGCAUUUAUGAAGUCAGGUAACAUCAACUUGAUAAAUGAUGUUAUGAAGACACUUCAUGAUUGUGGGCACAAGAUUGAUCAGGUGUUAUUUGAGAUGGCUGUAUCACGCUAUAUUGAACAGCCUGAAAAGAAGGACUUGCUUCUACACUUGCUACAAUGGAUGACAGGUCAAGGUUACGUGGUUAAUUCGUCAACAAGGAACCUAAUCCUAAAAAAUUCACACUUAUUUGGUCGUCAGCUCAUUGCUGAGGUUUUGUCCAAGCAACAAGCAAAGUUAAGAGCACAAAAGUCUCAGUAGGCAAAGCUUGUAAAUUUUUGUAAUUUAGGAGAUAAUGCUAGACAGCUUUUGUUUGUACUGAUAAUUUGAUCCCCUUGGUGUGAAGCUCUAGUACCAUGAAUCACACACUGGGUCACUUCUUUUUCUCCCCUUGAUUUUUUUAGUUGAGUUGUGAUCAAUAACCUACAUCCACAUAUAUUCUGAUGGUGCGGGUAGUCGAACUUUUAUAAACAGAUUCAAAUGUAUAAUGCUGAAUAAAUCAUUUAACUCUUAGAGCUCUGGUCAAUAA
Lotus japonicus is the source of this 2295-nucleotide messenger RNA. Its product is annotated as pentatricopeptide repeat-containing protein At1g10910, chloroplastic. Gene Ontology annotation, molecular function: protein binding. Bases 33 to 2027 code for a protein of 664 amino acids. The transcript is spliced from 9 exons. Lineage: Eukaryota; Viridiplantae; Streptophyta; Magnoliopsida; Fabales; Fabaceae. The record is from RefSeq and is a predicted model, not a curated record.